AUGUCGCAAUACCCGAACUUGGACGAUCCGGUGGUAAUCUCGAUACACAUGGGAGAACUAACAGUCAGAAAGGUUCUACUCGACCUUGGGAGUAGUACCGACAUCCUGUUUUACUCCACAUUUAAGAAGAUGCAACUCAAGGACAAAGCACUACAACCAUCACCUGGAGAAUUCGUAGGGUUCUCCAGAGAAAGAGUUCCUGUAUCAGGUUAUGUAUGGCUGAGAACAACGGUAGGAGAGUCUCCAAACUUAAAAACCCUAGAUAUCCAAUUUUUUGUAGUUGAUUGUGCAGGCCCUUAUAAUGUUAUUUUGGGGCGUCCUUACCUGAACUCCUUUGGAGACAUUAUCUCUAUAAUUCACCUUUGUGUUAAGUUCCCUGUGCAGGAUAACAUAGUAGUGAUGGUGCAUGCCGACCAAAAAGAGGCUAGGCAAUGCUACAAUGUAGGCUUGAAAGUCACUCCAAAAGAGACUAUCAUAAGAGUACAUUCUGUCUAUAACUCAGAAAGCAUUCCGACCUUGGCCGAACUAGAUCCGAGGAAUAGCAACAGUCGUCCCGCCCCAACGGACGACCUAGAAAAGGUACAACUCAGAAAAGCAGACCAGAUUACUAACAUCGGUUCUGUUUUCUCUGUAGGAACAAAACAAAAUCUGAUUGAAACACUAAAGUCCAACUCCGACCUAUUAGCAUGGACACCUGCUGACAUGCCAAGGAUCGAUCCAAACUUUAUAUGUCAUAAGUUAGCAGUCAAUCCUAACGCCCGACCUGUAAGACAAAAGAAACGAAAUCUGGGUAUAGAAAGAAAAAAUGCAGCAAUAGUAGAAACACAUAAAUUACUUGAUGCAGGUUUCAUCCGAGAACUUAGUUUCUCAUCAUGGCUGGCAAAUGUGGUAAUGGUUAAGAAGAGCUCGGGAAAAUGGCGCAUUAGCGUGGACUUUACAGAUCUAAACAAAGCUUACCUGAAGGACUCUUAUCCACUGUCGAACAUCGACAGACUGGUGGACGACACCUCAGGGUAUCAAUUGCUAAGUUUCAUGGAUGUCUACUCUGGCUACAAUCAAAUACAAAUGCACCUUGAUGAUGAAGACAAAACAACGUUUGUGACUGACCAAGGUAAUUUUUGUUAUAAGGCCAUGCCUUUUGGACUGAAAAAUGCAGGAGCAACCUAUCAAAGAUUAAUGGACAAGGUCUUCAAAGAUCAUAUUGGCCGAAACAUUAAGAUAUAUGUCAAGGACAAGGUGGUCAAAUCAAGCUCGGAACAACAACAUGAAGUUGAUCUUAAUAAAUCUUUCAGCAACUACAAAGGAACAAUAUGA
Arachis ipaensis is the source of this 1314-nucleotide messenger RNA. RefSeq lists its product as uncharacterized. Lineage: Eukaryota; Viridiplantae; Streptophyta; Magnoliopsida; Fabales; Fabaceae. The record is from RefSeq and is a predicted model, not a curated record.